Messenger RNA from Anopheles moucheti, 2716 nucleotides. Its product is annotated as muscle M-line assembly protein unc-89. Gene Ontology annotation, biological process: regulation of DNA-templated transcription; cell migration; negative regulation of organ growth. Gene Ontology annotation, cellular component: cytoplasm. Bases 175 to 2268 code for a protein of 697 amino acids. The transcript has 10 exons. The record is from RefSeq and is a predicted model, not a curated record. Gene Ontology annotation, molecular function: molecular adaptor activity; ubiquitin binding; kinase binding. Lineage: Eukaryota; Metazoa; Arthropoda; Insecta; Diptera; Culicidae.
UGAUUUUGAUGCUAUUUCGUGCCAACCAGUUCGGCUUGCCUGCCCGCAUUCGCUUUGCCUUGCCACACGCAUGAAUUGAAUUCUGCGCAGCCGCAAACAAUCAAACCCCCUGUGAAACACAACAUCGAAGCAUAACAAUUUCAUCAAUCUGAGCAAAAGCGUGCAGUGAAAAGCAUGUCCGAGCAAAUGGACCAAAUUGGGUUACCGCCCGGUUGGGACUGUAAAUACGAUUCCAGAACGGGUCGCUACUACUAUGUGAACCUGUUUACCAAGACGACGCAAUGGGAGGACCCUCGGGCCAGGAUCCGCCAGCUGCAAACUGGAGCACCACUUCACAUCUCUAACGACAGCAUUUCCAUGCAGCCAGUGCAUGGUUCUCCCUAUCAUGUGUACCCUUCGAGUAACUCGUUCUAUCCAGCCCAGGCCGCCUUCCAGAAUCCACCCUCCGGUGUGCCUAGCCUUAAUGCUAGCCCGAACCUUGCCCAAAGACUGCAACAGCAACAGCUUCAGCAGCAACAGCAGCAGCACAUCGAAAUGUCACCGAUGGUACGGUCCAGCCCGCGCAUGGGACUCGGCCGCCAGGGCAUGGUGGAGACCACGUUCACGACGAACGUGACGGCAGCGGAAACCGAUCUAACGGUGGCUAAAAUUAACUCCAUGUUCCCUACCGUACCGGAAACCCACAUCCGGAUGCUGUUGAAGAAGUACUACAACCGAGAGGCGGUCGUAAUAAGCGCACUGCAGGUGGAGAAACAUCCGCUAACGACGCCGGGUCCCUACUCGACGCCACCGCUCGGCCAUCGCCCGUUCCACAACACGGCCAUGGGCGUGGUGUCCGCGUUCCAGAUGACACCGGUGCUGGGAGGACGCAGCGAAAUGUCCAGCUCGCGUACGGGAAGCCCCGUACCGCGGCCGGCCAGCGGUGCUAGCGGUAGCUAUGCUGGCGGGUACGGUGGCGGAUACGGAUCACCACGGAACGGACCGGGGGACGGUUAUCGCAGCUCGCCGAAACCACACUCGUCGCCGAAGAUGAAGCUGAGAUACAUGAAAAGCAUCUUCCCAAAGGCGGAAGAAACGCUCAUUCUCGACGUGCUGGCUAACGCGGACAAUAACGUACAGAACGCUUCCCAGCAGCUGCUAUCGAUGGGUUACGAUAAGCGCGAACAACCGAUUCCGCAGCGUAAUUCCGCCUCACGCAAAGGUACCGGUACGUCGCAAGCGACCGAAGAUGACAAAAAGGAGGAACAGAAAACGCCUACACCGAAGCUAAAGUCACCGGAAGAAAAGAAGAAAAUUAAAUCACGCCUGCAGACAAAGUAUAAGGAUACGCCGGAGAAAAUCAUUCUAAUGGCACUGGAAAGCGUGGACUAUUCGGAGGAACGCGCCAAAAAGAUACUGAACAUUGUUAUCCAGGAGGAUAAGGAUAAGAAGAAGAGUGUCAAGAUUGAGGCACCACACAAAUCCGAGGAGGAUAAGGAAAAUGCCCGCGGUACGGGAAGCGCUGGGCCAAGUCGAAGCAAUAGCACCGCUUCGUCACAGCCCCGCACACCGCUGGCCAAACGUGCCCACGAUGGCGGUGUCCUUGCUUCAUCGGCCGCAGCAGCAGCAGCAGCAGGAAGCUCCGAGGGUCCAGGAUCAACCACGGUGGAUGGUGUUAAGUCCACGGACAAGCAGGAAGCAUUGGCGGGAAGUGCCACUGCAAGCGCAGCCAAAUGCUCCGACCCCGAAACGAGCCCACCCGGUACGACGGAGGAGUCAUCCAGCAGCGAUAGUACCCCCGGCGAUGACUCAUCCCCCGACUAUCCGUCCGCGAAGGUGCGGGAAAACGGUGCACGCAGCGGUGCGGUUGGUGUUGGCAAGCAGAACCGCCCGAAAGCCAAAACCGAUCACGCAAAGUAUUCUAUUUUUAGAACAUCCUCCUCGGAAGACGAAUCCAGCGAGAUGGCAAGCAAGGGUUCGGAUGGCAAAAUGGAUAGCAAAUCGUCCCAGCUAGCGUCCCGCAUACCCACCAAGGGACCGAACAUGAAGCUAUUCAAGGGUCCGAACGAUGAUUUGCUGCUUACCGACUACGUCACCUGGAACGGUGCCAAUCCGGAUCUUGCCAAGGGCAGUCAAAAGAAGGCAACUGGUACCGAUCGCACGAUACGUACGGAACGUACGUACAAAGCGCACGGUCCAAACGCGGAACUGUGCAAGGGUCCGGUCGGUUCGCUAGCGAAGGGCAGCAUGUACACGCAGCUGAUGAAAGCGGACGUGAAGUGUAACUAGUUGUGGAACACGUAAGAUGUUCUGCCGGAGGAAUGGAACCGAUUCGUCACCUCCAGGAACAUUCGGUCGUUUCUUUUUGUUUUUUAUAUUCUCCCCAAAAUCCAUCCAAAAUUAACGUGAUGUUUUGAUAGAUGUAGGCCCCCCAAAUUGGCUGAUAUGGCGCAACUUGCGCGAUGUGUAAUGUUAGAGUGUUGGAAUUCAUCCCUAGUUGUGACACUGUUUAGAUAAAACAAAAUUGACUGUACUAAGAUGAAGGUUGAAGCAAAUCUACCGGAGCACGCAUAGGAGAAGGUUGAUGUUGGUACUAUUCGAUGUUAAUUUCACACCGACUUGAUCGUGCCAUAAGGUUUCUUGUCAUUCUACACAUUUACAUAAAUAAUUCCAUUCAAACGGGUGCCAAUUUUUGUGAAAGAUAACGUUUUAACGACGAUGGCCUAUUUUUAUGCGU